Messenger RNA from Carica papaya (papaya), 724 nucleotides. RefSeq names its product Stress induced protein (gene GEA6). Lineage: Eukaryota; Viridiplantae; Streptophyta; Magnoliopsida; Brassicales; Caricaceae. The record is from RefSeq and is a predicted model, not a curated record. Gene Ontology annotation, biological process: response to abscisic acid. Gene Ontology annotation, cellular component: cytosol.
GUUUCGGUCGUCUCCAUAAAUUGCCAGCUCCGGCGGGUCGUUGCCACCAACAGGAUCGUUGUUUGUGACACGAGUCGCUCGGUAUCCAAGCGUUUGGGAGAUUCUUAAGUAAUAGCUCUUUGGUCGUGAGCUUUCCCGUAAGUGCUUAUUAGCUUCCUAGCGAUCGAAUAGAGAGAGAGAGGAGAAAAUGGCUUCAAGGCAGGAGAUGGACGAGAGGGCUAGACGUGGAGAGACGGUGGUGCCUGGUGGUACUGGAGGAAAAAGCCUAGAAGCCCAGGAGCACUUAGCUGAAGGGAGGAGUAGGGGAGGGCAGACGAGGAAAGAGCAGCUUGGAACAGAAGGGUACCAGGAGAUGGGACGCAAAGGAGGGCUGAGCAGCACGGAGGAGUCCGGCGGUGAGCGAGCGGAGAGGGAGGGAAUCCCCAUUGACGAAUCCAAGUUCAGAACCACAAGCUAAAUUAGUCUAUGUACUACUAAUGUCUAAUAAAAAUUAGUAAUAAAGACGGUCGUCCUUUUUCUUCCCUUGUUGGCUUGUAAGGGUUAGUUUUAAGGGGCACUUUAUGUGCACGUUUGCAUGUAGGUUUUCUGAGGCAGUUGGAGUUUGGUCUAGCAGUAGCUUCGUUAAUGUAGUCGAACAACUGUGUUCUUUAUAUGUUCGGCUUCGUUAUAUAUAUGUACGUAGCCUUUGUGAUCUUUAUAAUAUAAUGGAUGGCUUAAAAUAUGU